CAGGCCCUCGUGCGUAUUUGGGCGGGUGUGGGUUUCAUCGUCUCUUGUGUAAAGCCGAGCGCGACUGUGGAGUUAGCAUGGGUUCGACGGCCACUAUCUCCUGCGACUUCCAGAGGCUGCUUUAGUUUAGGGGCCCUCAAAGCAACGCCCACAGACAGCUCCAGACUCUUGACCUCAACCCUUCCUGCUGCCCCUGUCUUGACCGCAGACCCUGUUCCUGCCCAAGGUCAUCUGGGUCUGCUGCUUCUCUGAGCACGGUCUUCUGCCUCCGGCCUCUGGAACACACAGAACCAUGAAUAAAUGUGGAUGGCCUGGGUUCACACCCCAGCCCGUAGUCACAUUACCUGAGCUUGCGGUGGAGUAUCCACAAGGAGUACUUUACCUCCUUGAAAAUUAAAGUCCAGCAGUCCUAAGCUAUUCUCAAUCCAUAUGUCUGCAAAAUUGAGAGAUUCAUCAACACUCCUUCCACAAACUUCAGAAGAGCCUGACAGCAUUCUGGUAGUGAAGAUGGAAGAAGAGGAGGCCAGUAAUCUGGACUCCAGCCUUCACUGGAGAAGCUGCUACAGCCCAGAGACCUUCCGCCAGCGCUUCAGGCAGUUUGGCUACCAGGAGUCACCUGGGCCCCGGGAGGCUCUGAACCAGCUCCGGAAGCUUUGUUGUCAGUGGCUGAGGCCAGAGGUAUACACCAAGAAGCAGAUCCUGGAGCUGCUGGUGCUGGAGCAGUUCCUGGCCAUCCUGCCAGAAGAGCUGCAGGCCUGGCUACAAGAACACCCGCCAGAGGACGGAGAGGAAGCUGUGACUAUGCUGGAGGAGCUAGAGAAAGAGCUUGAUGGACCUACUGAACAGCCUCCAAUAUCCUGUUUCCAGGUCUUUGGACAAAAUGAGGACAUGCCUACAGAGAAGCUAGCACCUUGGGAAAUCAUUCAGGAGUCAUCAAGUACCCAGCUCAAGCCUGAGAAGAAGCAGCUGCAGUGUUCGUCACGAGAGCUUCACUCCUCCAGACAAAAUGAUAAAGACACCAGAACUAUAAAUAUGAAAUCAGCUUCCAGACAAAAGACUUCUUCAGGCACAGAACUUCAUUACAAUGUUUCUAACAUUGUUCAUAUGAAUGCUUCCCAGGGUUUUACAUCUAGAGGAACCUGUGAACAAGGUAGCAGGUUUGAAAGAAGACAUAGAAAUCCUUCUCGAAAAAAACAACACAAAUGUGAUGAAUGUGGCAAAACCUUUAGUCAGAGCUCAGCCCUUAUCCUACAUCAGCGAAUCCACAGUGGAGAGAAACCUUAUGCCUGUGACGUGUGUGCGAAGGCUUUCAGCCGAAGUGCAGUUCUGAUUCAGCAUCGAAGGAUCCACACUGGGGAAAAACCUUACAAAUGUCAUGAGUGUGGGAAAGCCUUUAGUCAGAGCUCAAAUCUUUUCAGACAUAGAAAAAGUCACACUAGAGGAAAAAAUCCCAUUGGUACUGUGAGGGAAUCAAAGCAUUUACUCAGAACUUUUCCGACAGAGGAAGAAAACACAAAGCACAAACACCUUCUUAGUAUAGAUCAGUGGUUUUGAUGGGCACCAGUUUCCUUUCAGAUGUCAUAAAAGCCACAGGAGAGAAUAUGGACUGUCUUAUGUAAGCAUUGUUUGCUUUUCUGCUUAUCAAUACAUUGUCAAUGUUUGAGAUUCUAAAGCUCAAUUCAGAUUUCCAUCCUUAGGUAGCUCUUGAAAAGACAUUCUCAGACUUGUUCUACUAUUUCCAGUGUGAACACAAAUAAUGAAUAGUCCAGUUGACCCUUGAACAACGCAGGUUUGAACUGCACGGGUCCACUUAUAUGUGGAUAUUUUUCAAUAUAGAGUAGGCCCUCUGUAUACCUGGGUUUUCCAUCUGCAGAUUUAACCAGCUGCAGAUUGAUUUGCGGAUGUGGAAGAUCACCUAUAUGCGUUGUUCUGUGCCAUUGUAUAUAAGGGACUUGACCAUCUGUGGAUACGGGUUAUCUGCAGGAGCUGGGGGUGUUCCUGGAACCAAUCCCCUUCAGAUACUGAGGGAUGACUGUAUAUUCCUUUUUAGACAAGUACAUUUUCCCUGUUGAGAAGAAGUGUGUGAGUUAGUAUAAAAAUGGACAUUCUCUUCCAUUAUAUACCUUGAGCGCUAGAGUUGUCAGACCAAAGAAGAUUAAUCACUUAAAAAAAAUUCCCCAUUUGGUUUUCUGCUACCAGAUUCAAAAUAUGAGAAUAGGAUUGAAGAGGCCCAAAAGAAUAUGUACCUUAACACCUAGACUGAAAUGUCAAGAGUCAUUGUUAGGAGGCAGGUGAGUAAAGGAACUUAAUCUCUUAUGAAAACUCACACGAGCCUACACAUUACUCCUGUGUAGGAAAAAUAUAACCUCCCUUACAAUGUAAUUUGGAAAUAACUCAGUGAAAACAUUAAGAUUACAUGUCUUCAAUGAGUGGCCUAAGCAUGAGGAAUGCUCUAAUAAUAAACAGGGCUGUCUAUGAGUGCUUAUAUAAGGUUGAUGACCAUCUUAAUAAAAAGGAAAAAAGGAGAUGAAGAAAAGACUGUCCAAACAAGACUGAUGAAACACAAAUGUUGGCAAGUACAGCACGUAACAGAAGUGUACCAUAGCUUACAUGGAAAGGGAAACCCUUAACAGCUGAUGACUAUCCUUCAGAGUUCUUCCUGGCCCCUUUUCUGGCAUAACUCAGCUGUGAACAUGUUUCAGACAUUACAAGACAGCCUUUUAUGGGCCUUAUGCAUUCUUAAUAAGAUGAGUUUUUUGACAAAGCUGUCAAGAAGUAAGAUCCUGGGUUUUGAUGCUCUUGUACUAAAGAGGAAAUCGCUAAAGUCAAUUUAGAGUCCACCAAAGUUUUUUCCGUAUUUAAUUCAGUCAGAUACCCUGUUUAAAUAUAAAAUGACUGAUUCGUAUGUCAUUAAAAUUCUGACAAUGUACAACAUAAUGUUCCCUUUUCCAGGGAUUCUUGGUAAGACUGUAUAUAUUAUAAGAAUACAUGUGUUAUUGUGUUUCCCAUGGUGCCACAGUUACCCAACAUGGAGACAAACACAGAAGUGAAAGUCCUUGGAAGGAGAAAAGAAGGAGCUUAUUGUGAACUUUCUCUGGGUUCCUCAUGAAGUGUAAACAUUUCAUUAUCAGAAAAUCUAACCAUAUCUAGUGUUUAGAGUAACUCCAGAAAAAAUGGAGGAUUGCUGUGCUCUGCUUAGUACAUUGAUAAAUGUAAGAUUAGUAGGAAAAGUAAAUGUAAAUUUUAGCUAUAGAAUUUUCUGAUAGUGAUUAUAUGUUAUAGUUCUAGGAAAUAUGAAUAUAUAUUGGGUUUUGUAUAUUUUCUGUUACUAAAAUUGUAGGAGUCCUUAUUUAGGGUUCAUUCUCUGUAACUAAAGUGAGGAAUAAGCCAUCUAUUAAAUUAAAGCAGGAGAUGCCUCAGAGAUAUGUGUAUUGUGAAUUACUGCUUAGUCUUGGAAAGACAGUUUCUUAGGUACUGUGUGAAUACAAUGACAGAAUCUAAAUCAAGUAUUCUGAUGGAAUUGUCUGUCUUCACUUGGUGCUGCCAUAAACUUUGCAAGAUUGCAUUCUCUACAUUGUGAAUAAUCUGAAUUUCUCCUCCAGAAAGUGAUAUGAAUCAUAUUAUCUAAAUACAUGAUGAACAUUUAAAGGGUGUUGCUGUGUACUUUGAGUUAUCUUGCACUUAACAUAGGUCUUCUAAUGUAGAAGAUGCUAGUUUAUCUAAACAGAAUUACUAUGACUUGAGCUGACCUUGAUAAAAAGUAGCAUAUUAGUACCACUAUUAGAUUGCUUAAUUUCCACAGAUAAUAAAUUCUCCAAAAUGAAA
Pteropus alecto (black flying fox) is the source of this 3825-nucleotide messenger RNA. RefSeq names its product zinc finger protein 396 (gene ZNF396). The transcript has 4 exons. Lineage: Eukaryota; Metazoa; Chordata; Mammalia; Chiroptera; Pteropodidae. The record is from RefSeq and is a predicted model, not a curated record. The coding region runs from base 430 to 1554 and encodes 374 amino acids.